CGGUAGAUAAGAGCGCGCGCGGCGGCCGGGCUUCAGUCUCUCCUCUGUUACCGGACCCGCACCAUGUCUGCAGACCCGUGCUCCUUCUCCUCCGGGACCCGGUCCGCCACCCGGCACCUGAACCUGGUCCUGCACGUGGACUUCUCCCGGCGCGUGCUGCGGGGCUCGGUGCAGCUGACGCUGGAGGCCCUGGAGGACCGGUUCUCCGCCCUGACUUUGGACACCAGGGCGCUGCAGAUCUUCUCCGUGACAGCCAAUGGCCAAGCGGCGCGGUUUACGAUGGGCCCUAAACACAGCUUCAAGGGCACGCCGCUGGACAUCACGCUGCCCUUUGACCUCUCCAGAGGGCAGCAGGUGGUCGUGGAGGUGGCCUACGAGACGUCUCCGGAGGCCUCGGCGCUGCAGUGGCUCUCCCCGGAGCAGACGGCCGGCAGGAAGCAGCCCUACCUGUUCAGCCAGUGCCAGGCUCAUCACUGCAGGAGCAUGGUGCCCUGUCAGGACACCCCGUCUGUGAAGCACACCUACUACGCCCAGGUGUCGGUAGCGAAAGACCUGGUGGCUGUAAUGAGUGCACUGAGAGAUGGACAGGAAGUUGAUCCUCAGGAUAACAACCGCAUCGUCUACAGGUUCCGACAGCCGGUGCCCAUGCCUUCAUACCUGAUCGCCAUCGUGGUCGGAGCCCUGGAGAGCAGGGAGAUCGGGCCGAGGUCCAGAGUCUGGUCUGAGAAGGAGUUUGUGGACAAAGCGGCGUUUGAGUUCUCUGAGACCGAGGCCAUGCUGCAGGCCGCCGAGGCCCUGGUGGGUCCGUAUGUUUGGGGUCAGUACGACAUCCUGGUGCUGCCGCCGUCGUUCCCCUACGGAGGCAUGGAGAACCCAUGUCUGACCUACGCCACGCCCACCCUGCUGGCAGGAGACAAGUCUCUGUCCAACGUGAUCGCUCAUGAGAUCUCCCACAGCUGGACCGGGAAUCUGGUGACCAACCAGACCUGGGAACACUUCUGGCUGAACGAGGGUCACACGGUCUACCUGGAGAGGAUGAUCGGCCGGUCGAUGGUCAGCGAGCAGUUCAGGCAGUUCAAGGCCUUGGGGGGCUGGAAGGACCUGCAGGACUCGGUCAACACCUUCGGGGCCUCCAGCCCCCUCACCCAGCUGGUCCCCAGCCUGCAGGACGUGGACCCCGACGACGCCUUCUCCUCCGUCCCCUACGAGAAGGGCUUCGCUCUGCUGUACCACCUGGAGGAGCUGCUGGGGGGGCCAGAGGUCUUCGUGGGCUUCUUGAGGUCCUACAUCCAGCGGUUCUCCUACGGCAGCGUCACCACUGACCAGUGGAAGACCCACCUCUUCACCUACUUCAAGGACCAGGUGGAGGUCCUGAACAAGGUGGACUGGACCGCCUGGAUGUUCGCUCCUGGGAUGCCUCCAGUCCAGCCUCGGUACGACACCACGCUGGCCGACGCCUGCAUCGCUCUGAGCCAGAGGUGGAUCAAGGCCGGAGACCAGGACCUGAGCGGCUUCCAGGGCUCCGACUUGAAGACGCUGUCGUCCCACCAGCUCAUCGAGUUCCUGUCCCUCCUGCUUCAGGAGGAUGCUCUUCCUCUGAGCCACCUGAAGAAGAUGCAGGAGGUUUAUGAUCUCAAUGCCAUCAUGAACUCAGAGAUCCGCUUCAGGUGGCUGCGGCUGUGUGUGCGGUCCAGGUGGGAGGAGGCGGUUCCCAUGGCGCUGAAGAUGGCGACGGAGCAGGGCAGGAUGAAGUUCACCCGGCCGCUCUUCAGAGAGCUCUACAACGAUGAGAAGUCUCGUGAUGAAGCGGUCCGAGUGUUUCUGGCUCACAGAGCCGAGAUGCACCCGGUGACCUGCAGCCUGGUGGCCAAGGACCUGAAGCUGGAUGCCAGUAAGACCACCGGCCUGUAACGGGACCACCAGACCACCGGCCUGUAACGGGACCACCAGACCACCGGCCUGUAACGGGACCACCAAGACCACCAGACCACCGGCCUGUAACGGGACCACCAAGACCACCAGACCACCGGCCUGUAACGGGACCACCAGGACCACCAGACCACCGGCCUGUAACGGGACCACCAAGACCACCAGACCACCGGCCUGUAACGGGACCACCAGACCACUGGCCUGUAACGGGACCACCAAGACCACCAGACCACCGGCCU
Pseudoliparis swirei is the source of this 2168-nucleotide messenger RNA. RefSeq names its product leukotriene A4 hydrolase (gene lta4h). Bases 64 to 1911 code for a protein of 615 amino acids. Gene Ontology annotation, molecular function: zinc ion binding; aminopeptidase activity; leukotriene-A4 hydrolase activity. NCBI's taxonomy places the organism in Eukaryota, Metazoa, Chordata, Actinopteri, Perciformes, Liparidae. The transcript is spliced from 19 exons. Gene Ontology annotation, biological process: leukotriene biosynthetic process; peptide catabolic process; proteolysis. The record is from RefSeq and is a predicted model, not a curated record. Gene Ontology annotation, cellular component: nucleus; cytosol.